AGGGGAUACGCACGUAUGCCUGCCUGCCCUGGAUCAGCAGACAGAGAGCCAAGGGGUUGUUGGCGCACUGGAGCCCCGGCCCCACGAAGCUCGGGCCCGAAGAGGGAGCCGUUUUAGGGAGACGGAUGGCAUUCUGCGACCGAGCAUUGCGGUCGGCACCCGGCGUAACACACAGUCGUUAUGUGAUGAUGGGGGCGGGUUGGCGUGUUGUUCCAAUGCUACGCAAACAUCACACAUGUGGCUCGGUCUCGGGGCUCGCGUUUUCGUCCCUGGCCAAGACUCUCGCGGAUAUAGAGUCAGAGCGCCCGCCGACUCUUUGAGACAAUAAUACGUGACAAAAGUUCGCACACCGCCGCCAUGCCGCCACUCCGAGUCCUCAUCUCCGGCGCGGGCAUCGCCGGCCCGGCGCUCGCCUUCUGGCUCGGCCGGCUCGGCCACACGUGCACCAUCAUCGAGCGCUCCCCCAGCCUGCGCGCCAACGGGCAGCAGAUCGACCUGCGCAAGCAGGGCAUCGAGGCGGCCCGUCGCAUGGGCAUCCUCGAGUCGAUUCGCGCGCACCUCAUCGACGAGCUCGGCCUCCAGGUCGUCGAUUCGACCGGCCGGCAAAGGGCGCUGUUCGCGCGCAUCGAGGACGACACCGCCGGCCGGCAGGGCUUCACGAGCCAGUUCGAGAUGCUGCGUGGGGACCUGGUCAAGGUGUUGGUCGACCUUACAAGAGGAGAUGCGGCUGAGUACCGGUUCGGCGUGUCCGUGGACGCAUUCGAGCAGCAAGACGACGGCGUCAAGGUUACACUUUCGGACGGCACCAACGGUGUAUACGACCUGCUCGUUGCGGCAGACGGCCAGGGAUCGCGCAUUCGCAGGAUGAUGCUCAAGGACGAGGCCGAACUAGAUGUAACUCGCCACCUCGGCGUCAACAUGGCCUACUUUACGAUCCCGCGCCAGCCCACCGACCCGGACCUCGCCAUCAGCUACACGGCGACCAAGCAGCGCUUGAUAUUCAUACGGUGGCACUCACAGGCACAAGGGCAGGUCAACUUUGGGACCAUGGCGCACGCAGCAGAGUUCGCCGACGCGUUGCAGCAGCACGACGACGCCGCGCAAAAGGAGCUGUUCGCGCGCACGUUUCGCGACGCCGGGUGGCAGGCGGAGCGGCUCGUCGACGAGAUGAAUCGCACCGACGACUUCUACUCGCACCCCAUGGUGCAGGUCCGCGCGGGGGCCUGGUCCCGCGGCAGGGUCGUGCUGGUGGGCGAUGCGGGAUACGCGCCCACGCCGCUGACAGGCAUGGGCACGAGCCUCGCGCUCAUGGGCGCGUACGUGCUCGCCGGCGAGAUCUCCAAGAGCCCCGACGACCUGCGCGCCGCGUGCGAGGCCUACGAGCGGGAGCUGCGGCCGUACGUCGAAAAGGUGCAGAGGAUCCCCAAGGGCUUGCCGGGGCUGGCGUACCCCAAAGGAGAGUUUGGCGUCAAGGUGAUCAACGCGCUGAUGGGCCUCACAACGACGCUGGGGCUGGACCGAGCGUUGCAACAUUCGCUGCUCAAGUCCAACGACCCGUACCGGUUGCCCGACUACCCUGCCCUGGCUGCGUGAGAGAAGAUGGGUUGUCUGUCUGAACUUGUCAAAUUUCUAAGGUGAAAAGCAACCUCGAAUGGCGCCUACGUCUAUAAUGUAAAGUAGAUCUAUCUAAUAUACAACCCUGCUCAG
This is a messenger RNA of Purpureocillium takamizusanense, 1707 nucleotides long. RefSeq lists its product as uncharacterized. Bases 358 to 1593 code for a protein of 411 amino acids. Gene Ontology annotation, molecular function: FAD binding. The transcript has a single exon. NCBI's taxonomy places the organism in Eukaryota, Fungi, Ascomycota, Sordariomycetes, Hypocreales, Ophiocordycipitaceae. The record is from RefSeq and is a predicted model, not a curated record.